AUGUCUUUAGUCGUUCAAGAACAAGGUUCUUUCCAACACAUUUUACGUUUGUUAAACACUAACGUUGAUGGUAACAUCAAAAUUGUUUAUGCUUUAACUUUAAUCAAGGGUGUUGGUCGUCGUUACUCUAACUUAGUCUGUAAGAAGGCUGAUAUUGACUUAAACAAGAGAGCUGGUGAAUUAACCCAAGAAGAAUUAGAAAGAGUUGUUCAAAUCAUGCAAAACCCAACCCACUACAAGAUCCCAUCUUGGUUCUUAAACAGACAAAAGGACAUUGCUGAUGGUAAGGACUACCACUCUUUAGCUAACAACGUUGAAUCUAAAUUAAGAGAUGAUUUAGAAAGAUUAAAGAAGAUCAGAGCUCACCGUGGUAUUAGACAUUUCUGGGGUUUACGUGUUAGAGGUCAACACACCAAGACCACUGGUAGAAGAAGAAGUUAA
Kazachstania africana CBS 2517 is the source of this 441-nucleotide messenger RNA. RefSeq names its product 40S ribosomal protein uS13 (gene RPS18B). Bases 1 to 441 code for a protein of 146 amino acids. The transcript is spliced from 2 exons. NCBI's taxonomy places the organism in Eukaryota, Fungi, Ascomycota, Saccharomycetes, Saccharomycetales, Saccharomycetaceae. Gene Ontology annotation, biological process: translation. Gene Ontology annotation, cellular component: small ribosomal subunit; cytosol; ribosome. Gene Ontology annotation, molecular function: RNA binding; structural constituent of ribosome. The record is from RefSeq and is a predicted model, not a curated record.